AUGCGUGAAAUUUCUAUAGUUCUGGUAAUUCAUCUAUCGCUGGCUUCAUCUCUGUCUCCGCCGAUUGCAACAAAUAACCUUCUCGUUGAGUGCAUUUCACUGUUCUAUUCUGCUUCUUACAAGGAAGACUGUUCAAAAAACUUGGAUUUUUUGUCGACUGAUCUUUCUGCUCAACGAAAAACGUUCACGUCGGGAAAAUCGUGCGUUUUAAAAAUAACCAAAUCAAAAUGCACUUCCUCGGAUUACCAAUACUUAUCUGCAAACUACGACAAAAUUGUGAAUGAUAUCACCACUAAACCAAAAGAUGAAUCCAAUUGCUAUCUCCCGUUCUAUAUGUACAAUAUGUUCAAAUGUGCUUCAAUGAUGGAAAGCGUCGCCGACCAAACUUCAAUGUUGUCGACAAUUAAAACAAUUAAUGAUACAAGAAUGAUUAAAGCAAUUGAUCAAUGCAAUGAUGUAAAGGUUUGCAUGGCUCCAUCUUGCUACGCGUUUGAAUCCGAACGACAAAUUGUAGCUACUGCAUGCAAAUCUAUCGAGAUGCAAAACACUGGCUUCAUGUUCUGCUUGAAGAAAAUUGGCCGUGAAAAACCCGAUUUAUCGAACUAUAAAUGUAUUGGGAAUUAUGAUUUCUCGAUGACAACGUCGGAAAUGUUCACAACAAAAAAAUGGUGCACCAAGUGGAUUAUGAGAAAAAUUUGUGGAAAUCGGGCAGUGACCAAUUUCCAAAAAUAUGCCGCAAUCACUGUGAAAGCUCUUGAACUAUCAGAUGAUUAA
Messenger RNA from Caenorhabditis elegans, 774 nucleotides. RefSeq names its product T20D4.11-like domain-containing protein (gene ZK105.5). The transcript is spliced from 3 exons. The record is from RefSeq and is marked reviewed. Bases 1 to 774 code for a protein of 257 amino acids. Lineage: Eukaryota; Metazoa; Nematoda; Chromadorea; Rhabditida; Rhabditidae.